Molecule: messenger RNA, 1297 nt
Organism: Diospyros lotus (date-plum)
Lineage: Eukaryota; Viridiplantae; Streptophyta; Magnoliopsida; Ericales; Ebenaceae
Product: CBBY-like protein
Exons: 8
Coding region: 41-1039 (332 amino acids)
Molecular function (GO): hydrolase activity
Source: RefSeq, a predicted model, not a curated record
UUCCCUUCGAUCGCUAAAUCAAACGCACAUUGCACUGCAAAUGGCUUCUUCAACUGUCAUCUCUCCUUCGCUCAACGCCUCUUCUUCUUCUUCGGCUGCUGCUGCUGCUGCUUCUGCUUCACCAAAAGCUGCAAUCUGCCACGCGAAAAUCGCUGCUCUGUCUUCUUCGAGGUGCCAUUUGAGAGCCUUCUCUUCUUCUCUCUCGGGCACUGGAAUAACGACCAAAAGAGCAUCGUCAACGGUGAGCAUAAGCAGCAGCAGGAGGAGGAGCUUCAAGUGCUCGGCAGCCGCUCCUUCCGUUCUUCCCUCUGCCCUCCUCUUCGACUGCGACGGCGUCCUUGUCGACACGGAGAAGGACGGCCACCGCAUUUCCUUCAACGACACUUUCGCUGAAAGGGAAUUGGGCGUGACUUGGGAUGUGGAUUUGUACGGGGAGUUGCUCAAAAUUGGGGGAGGCAAGGAGAGGAUGACGGCCUAUUUCAACAAGACUGGUUGGCCAGAAAAAGCUCCUACAACCGAAGAGGAAAGAAAGGAAUUUAUUGCUUCUCUUCACAAGAGAAAGACAGAGUUAUUCAUGGCUCUUAUUGAGAAAAAGUUGUUGCCUCUUCGGCCUGGUGUUGCAAAAUUGAUUGAUCAGGCUUUGGCCAAAGGAGUAAAAGUUGCAGUUUGCAGUACCUCCAAUGAGAAGGCGGUCUCCGCAAUAGUUUCCUUCUUGCUGGGACCUGAGCGAGCAGAAAAAAUAAAGAUAUUUGCAGGAGAUGUGGUUCCUCGCAAAAAGCCUGAUCCAGCAAUUUAUGUAUUAGCAUCCAGCACCCUGAGUGUUGAACCGUCAAGUUGUGUAGUGGUGGAGGACAGCGCCAUAGGUCUUGCAGCAGCCAAAGCUGCAGGAAUGAAAUGUAUUAUAACAAAGAGUGGUUACACAGCAGAGGAGGAUUUUGAAAAUGCAGAUGCGGUAUUUGAUUGCAUUGGAGAUCCUCCAGAGGAACGAUUUGACCUGGCAUUCUGCGGGACACUUCUUGAGAAGCAGUAUGUUAGCUAAUAAUAACUAGCAGUCUUCAGGAAUGCUGCCUUGUCUAUUGCAUAUUCAAAGUUCUUUUCAUUCCCCUUUCCCUUCCCAAUAUUGCUUAUGAUAAAAGCCUUUUCCAGGUAUUAAUUUUCUCAAGGCUUUGUAAUAUAUUUAUCUAUAUUGGACGCCGCCAUUGAUAAGAUGCCUAAAUGUAAGUGUGCCAGAGCUGUGACUUUUCAGGAACAAUUUCGGUGUCAAUUGACGUCAAUUUGUUGCAGAAACCCUAUUCAA